AUGAAAUAAUGAUUCUCAAAAGUUGUAAACCCAUCUUCAUCAGAGUAGAAUAUUACAGGUAACCAUUUAGUCCCGUCGAAUUUAGCAUGAUAAACAUUUUAGAUACAUAGCCCUUGAUUAUCAUAACCAUAUACCCCGGUAGAUUCCCUAGCACAGAAGAAUUCAAGAUUCAAACAUUCAAUUUAGUCAUUUGUGUGAAGAUGGCGGGGCUUGUUGCGAGGAGCACGCUCUUCUCCUCUAAACCAGUCAUUAUCUCUUCCACUAACAAAUUCCAUUUAGUAAGAAGCCAUUUUGCUGUCGCCCAAACGCAGGCCCCUCGAAAACUGCUCCUCUACAGCAAAAAGGGCUGCUGCCUCUGUGAUGGACUCAAGGAGAAAUUGCAUUCUGCCUUUCUCAUGGGUGGUCCUGAUUCACUAGCCGAUGUGCAACUAGAGGUGAGGGACAUUACUACUAACCCCGACUGGGAGAAGGCCUACCAAUACGAAAUUCCUGUGUUGGUUCGACUCCUUGCCGAUGGCUCCGAGGAAGUUUGCUGUUUCUUAAAGAGGUUUUGAGAGACAUGUGAAGGUGACAGCACAAGUCCCUUUCCUUGUCUUCGGACAUCCUGUAUGCAUCUUUGAAACAGACUGUUUCCAAGAAGGGAGACUGAUAUCAAGGAUCAGGGAACAAGUCUCAGGUUAGCUAUAGAUACAUCCUAUUAUAUAGUUAAUCCUUAAUUUCUACGAUAUAUUAAUAUAUAAUUAAUUUCAAAUGUUGCUAUUGAUUAUAGUAUUUAAUUUAUAAGCAUUUGAGAGGUCGUUUCAUGGUUUUACGUGACACUUGUUUAGAAAGGCAAAGGCGAACUGAAAAUAUAAUGCUGUGAAUUUGGGAAUUAACUGUAGUCAUAUAUUCAGUUGACAGAUUCCUAUGUUAUCAGACAUAAUUUACAGUUUAAAGUUCAAAGAUGUAUUUAGUGAAUUGGGAAUGGUUGCACAGAAAUUUGCAAGUUGAGAUACAAUUGACUAGGUUUAAAAUAUUUUUAUAUUGAAGCUUU
This is a messenger RNA of Cryptomeria japonica (Japanese cedar), 1033 nucleotides long. RefSeq lists its product as uncharacterized. The coding region runs from base 201 to 554 and encodes 117 amino acids. The record is from RefSeq and is a predicted model, not a curated record. The transcript is spliced from 3 exons. Lineage: Eukaryota; Viridiplantae; Streptophyta; Pinopsida; Cupressales; Cupressaceae.